AUGAUAUUUGCAGUCCUGUUCACAAUUUUUUUUCUUAACGGUGUUUUAUCUCAACAAAGUGUAUUUGAUCCAUAUUCAUAUACACAAGCUAGUUGUACUGGUAGCUAUCAAUGGACAAUGUGGUUCGAUACAAACGAUCCAGAUAUGUCACAAGGUGAUGUUGAAAUUACGAAUCAUAUUCAACAACUUUUUCCUACAUUUAUGUGUACUACACCAACUGCUAUUGAAGCUCAAACUUCAUUCGAUGCAAAUCCAACAACAACUGGUGACAUAUUUCGUAUCUCUGUUAAAGAUGGUUUCUUAUGUUUAAAUCAACGAGUUACCGGUUACAAAACCAAAUUGUGUACUGAUUAUAAAGUUCGUUAUUGUUGUCUAAGCACAAGUCUUCAAAACUAA
Messenger RNA from Adineta steineri, 396 nucleotides. The record is from the annotation of a GenBank genome assembly. Lineage: Eukaryota; Metazoa; Rotifera; Eurotatoria; Adinetida; Adinetidae.